Suillus bovinus is the source of this 1968-nucleotide messenger RNA. Its product is annotated as Vps5 C terminal like-domain-containing protein. Gene Ontology annotation, cellular component: endosome; retromer, tubulation complex. Bases 1 to 1968 code for a protein of 655 amino acids. The record is from RefSeq and is a predicted model, not a curated record. NCBI's taxonomy places the organism in Eukaryota, Fungi, Basidiomycota, Agaricomycetes, Boletales, Suillaceae. The transcript has 4 exons. Gene Ontology annotation, biological process: intracellular protein transport; retrograde transport, endosome to Golgi. Gene Ontology annotation, molecular function: phosphatidylinositol-3-phosphate binding.
AUGUUCGACCCUCUUAGCUCUACAAGUUCCAUUUUUGCCAACGGAAACACCGACACGUCACCACCAUGGCCAACAACUCCGCACGAGCCAAAUUCUCCAAUACCCCAUUUGCGUCGCGCUUCCCCGUCCUUACCACCACCAGUGAGUGUUCAAAAACCAGAGACAGAUGGGCUGUACGGUAGAGAACCAAAAAUUUACGGACAGCCUGAACCUGGCCUUGUCUCUCCGCAGACGACAGUAGGCUCAAACGGCACGAAAUACGAGAAGAUGGAGCCAUACCUACGUGUACGGAUCACUGGAAUGGACAGGAACAGGCGAGAUAUACUCUUCAAGCUUGAUGCCCAGACGACACUGUCUAAUUUUACGGGAACGACAUACCGCAAUGUAUCCCGUUCAUACCUUGAGUUUCAGCAGUUCUACGAAGCGCUUAUCAAUAACUGUCCUCAUACCAUCAUCCCUGCACUACCCCUUGCCCAAACCUCGGCACCUACAGAUGAGGAAGAUGAUCGUCUUGUACGAAUAAUGCUGCAGCGAUGGUUGACGCGAAUAUGCGAGGAUCCGAUUGUUAUCCAUGACGAAGAACUGCGCUCAUUUAUCGAGAGUGAUUUUGGCUAUCAGCCAACGCCACGUCCUCGGCGUAAAACGGGCUCAGGGUUUGGACUAAUUCGCCGAGGCGUACCUGACGAAGACGAGGUACUGCAACGUGCACGAUUUGAAUUAACGAAGGUUGAAACGCAAUUUUUCGAUGCUGCUAAAGCUAUCGACAAACUUGCGAUCACGCGUAAAUCUCUGGCUGCUGCGCAUGCGGAGAUGGGCAAUAAACUUAUUAAUGUUGCUACUACGGAAUCGCAUCCCCCUCUUGCACAUACCCUGCAGAAGCUCGGAAGAGCAUGGCAUACUCUUACGGAUCUGGAUCAAGCGCAGGCGAUCAGCGAAUGUGUCGUUAUCGGGGACACCUUUGGGUAUCAGGGUCUAAACGCUCGUUCCGCAAAAGAAGCAUUGUUACAACGAGCUGGUGUAUUGGAAGAGUAUCAGGCUGCGGUAAAAUCGACGAUAUCUAAGCGGAGGAAUAUAGAGCGGUUGAAGGCAAGUUCUAACAUUAAGCCUGAGCGAGUGGAUGAAGCUCUGGAGGACAUAGAGGAGGCCAAUAAAUACGAGCAAGUGCUUGCUCAACGAGCUAACAACAUAUCCCAAAAUCUUCAUCGUGCAAUGGAUACACACAAGCGUACUGUUGCAGAUGAUAUAACUGCUGCUUUAAUCGAGCACGCUCGCUCGUCGCUCAUGUACGAAAGGCAGCUACUCCGAGAAUUGGAGGCGCUUCGCACAGAUGUCAAUAACGCCAACCAGAAGGUAGCACCUGCAAAUCCGAAUGUCAUUCCCAAGCCAUCUGUUGUCUUACCUUUAGAAGACGAUAUACCACCCACGCGAACUAGGGCUACGCCUCCUGUCGCGAAGCCUCCAAACCGGAUGCCGCCAGCCGCUCCUUCACCCACUCAGUCCUCAUUCAGACAUAACCCACUCCCCCCUCAAUCACCUGGUGCGGGACCUUCGACACCUCAGCGGAACUCUUUCGCACACUCGCCUGCACCCCCGCAGCCACGGGAAACUGGCCCGCCUCUGGGCGGCCGCUUUGUGGAUGGUACCCAGUCGAUGUUUGUUAACGCCUCAUCAGCAUCACCGUUGGGCCCUCCGGUAGCUUUUACUGCCUCUUCGCCUUCUUUACCUCAAGGCCCCCUUGGGGGAGCCAUCCAUUCUCCUGUUCCAUCCUCUGCCACUCAUCCUCUUGCGGGUUUCGCGCAAUCCCCAUUGGCCACUACCGGUCAUAUUCGCUCUGCAAGCGCACAGCAGGCAGUGGAUCCUCUGGGAAUGUUCGCCCCGACGAACAUGUCACAAUCAAUGCGGGUACACCCAUCGCGCCCACGCUUGGAUGCGCGGGUUGCAGCGAGCAAGCUUGCUAAUAUGUUCUAG